Messenger RNA from Desarmillaria tabescens, 1041 nucleotides. RefSeq names its product NADPH-dependent alcohol dehydrogenase. Gene Ontology annotation, biological process: alcohol metabolic process. The record is from RefSeq and is a predicted model, not a curated record. The coding region runs from base 1 to 1041 and encodes 346 amino acids. Lineage: Eukaryota; Fungi; Basidiomycota; Agaricomycetes; Agaricales; Physalacriaceae. Gene Ontology annotation, molecular function: alcohol dehydrogenase (NADP+) activity; zinc ion binding. The transcript has 11 exons.
AUGCCUGAAUUACAAUGGAAAGGAUACGCCGUUCGCGACACUUCCAAGUGGACCGAAUUCAAGGUCAUUGACUUUACCCCCAAGACUUUUGACGAGGAAGACGUAGAUAUCAAAAUUGAAUGCUGCGGUAUUUGCGGUAGCGAUCUUCAUACCAUCACCGGCGGAUGGGGCCAACCCAUGCUUCCCGUCAUCCCAGGCCACGAAAUCGUUGGCCAAGUCGUUCGCGUUGGAUCCAAAGUGAAAGAAUUCAAACUAGGCGAUCGUGUUGUUUGGUCCUGCAACAAAUGCGCCAACUGUAAAAACGACAACGAGAACUAUUGCCGUCAUUUGGUUGACACCUAUAAUGCUAAGUACCCCAACGGAGACAUAGCAUACGGCGGCUACUCGACUGCCAUCCGCGUUUCCGAGCGUUAUGUGUUCGCCAUUCCCGAGAAACUCUCCUCGGAACAGGCUGCGCCUAUGCUGUGUGCUGGGCUCACGGUAUUCAGCCCGUUGGUCCGUAACGGCGCUGGUCCCGGUAAGAAAGUUGGCGUUGUGGGAGUUGGCGGGCUCGGUCAUUAUGCGAUUCAGUUCGCCAAAGCCCUGGGGGCUGAGGUCACUGUCUUCAGCAGCAGCACGGGAAAGAAGGCCGACGCCAUCGAGAUGGGCGCGGAUAAAUUCGUCGUAACUCGCGAACCUAACGCCUUGGAGAACAUGGAGAUGACCUUGGAUCUCAUCAUAUGCACCGCUGACGUCUCUCAUGGAAUCCCGUUGACGAAGCUCUUACAGACGCUUACCAUCCAUGGGAAGCUUGUCAUGGUUGCUUUGCCCGAUGAAAACCUACCUGAUCUCCAAGGAGCUAGUUUUAUCUCCAAUGGAUGCUCCCUGGGUGGUUCGCACAUAGGGAGCAAGAAGGAAGCUAUUCAGAUGCUCAGCCUCGCUGUAGAGAAAGGCGUCAAGAGCUGGGUUGAUGUUAGACCUAUGUCCGAAGUCGGAGAAUGUGUGAAGCGCGUCAAGGAAAAUAAAGUCAAGUACCGACACGUCCUCAAGUACGUAUCUUAG